Sarcophilus harrisii (Tasmanian devil) is the source of this 3979-nucleotide messenger RNA. It is a transcript of the gene PPARD, whose product is annotated as peroxisome proliferator activated receptor delta. NCBI's taxonomy places the organism in Eukaryota, Metazoa, Chordata, Mammalia, Dasyuromorphia, Dasyuridae. Gene Ontology annotation, biological process: hormone-mediated signaling pathway; negative regulation of transcription by RNA polymerase II; cell differentiation. Gene Ontology annotation, cellular component: nucleus. The transcript is spliced from 10 exons. Bases 537 to 1829 code for a protein of 430 amino acids. Gene Ontology annotation, molecular function: RNA polymerase II cis-regulatory region sequence-specific DNA binding; zinc ion binding; nuclear receptor activity. The record is from RefSeq and is a predicted model, not a curated record.
GCCUUCCGGGGCGACGCAGCGUGUGACGCCUCCGCAGCUGUGCCGGGGUUAAUGGGAAAAGUUUUGGCCGGACCGAGGAUCCCGGGGAGUCCGGGAAGCCGCCGCGGAGGUGGAGGUUUAGCUGGUGCCGGAGUCGGGGCGGGCGGCAGUCCGGGCAGUUUUCUGUGGUGUGUUUGGCAUGCAUGUGGCACUUCCAAGACUGUUGCUGCUCACUGAUACAUGAGGAUGCAUUCUUCAAAGAGAGAGGAAAGAGACAUGGUGCACAGAUCUUGAAGACCCUGAUCUUAGAGUCAAGAAGGUCUUCAUUCAAAUCCCAUUUCUGGUGCUUACAAGUUUCCUGAUCUGGAGUACUGCUUGGAUGAUACAAGGAAGUAAAAGAGCAGCUAGUGUGUGAUAACUCAUGGGAGCUUCAGCUGGGGACAUGCAUUCCUUUUGGCUAACAGGAAGCCCCCUGUAGAGGUCUACCUGUGAACAGAUACAGAUGAUGCCAGAACUAUGACAGGGCCGGCAGGCGUGGCACUGAGGGGUGAUCAACCAUGGAGCAGCUACAAAAGGAAGUACCUCAGAUCAGGGAAAAAGAGGAGAAAGAGGAAGUGGCAGUGACAGUGGCAGAAGAAGCUCCAGACCAAAAUGGGGGACCGGAGAGUUCACUUCCUUCCAGCAGCUAUUCAGACCUUUCUCAGAGCUCCUCGCCAUCCCUAUCGGAUCAACUCCAGAUGGGCUGUGAUAGCGCUUCCUCCGGGAGUCUUAACAUGGAAUGCCGGGUCUGUGGGGACAAGGCGUCGGGCUUCCACUAUGGCGUUCACGCGUGUGAGGGCUGCAAGGGCUUUUUCCGCAGAACCAUCCGUAUGAAGCUCGAAUAUGAGAAAUGUGACCGGAGUUGCAAGGUCCAAAAGAAGAAUCGCAACAAGUGUCAGCAUUGCCGCUUUCAGAAAUGUCUGGCACUGGGCAUGUCUCACAAUGCAAUUCGCUUUGGCCGGAUGCCAGAAGCAGAAAAGAGGAGGCUGGUAGAAGGACUGACUGCAAGUGAAGUGAGUGGUCAAAAUCCACAAGGAGCUGACCUGAAGGCUUUCUCCAAGCAUAUCUAUAAUGCCUACCUGAAAAACUUCAACAUGACCAAAAAGAAGGCUCGAGGGAUCUUGACUGGCAAGGCCAGCAGCACACCUGCAGAGAAGGGACUAGUCUGGAAGCAGCUGGUGAAUGGGCUCCCCCAGUACAAGGAGAUGAGCGUACACGUAUUCUACCGCUGCCAGUGCACCACAGUGGAAACAGUUCGCGAGCUCACCGAGUUUGCCAAGAGCAUCCCCAGCUUUGUCAGCCUCUUCCUGAAUGACCAGGUGACCCUGCUCAAGUACGGCGUCCAUGAGGCUAUUUUUGCCAUGCUGGCCUCCAUUAUGAACAAGGAUGGACUCUUGGUGGCUAAUGGUAAUGGCUUUGUGACCCGUGAGUUUCUCCGAAGUCUUCGAAAACCCUUCAGUGAGAUCAUCGAGCCCAAGUUUGAAUUUGCUGUCAAGUUCAACGCCUUGGAGCUAGAUGACAGUGACUUGGCUCUUUUCAUUGCUGCCAUCAUCCUUUGUGGAGAUCGCCCUGGCCUCAUGAAUGUCAAGCAAGUGGAGGAGAUCCAAGACAACAUCCUAAGGGCCCUGGAGUUCCACCUACAAGCCAACCAUCCUGAUGCACAGUACCUCUUCCCCAAGCUGCUGCAGAAAAUGGCUGACUUAAGGCAGCUGGUGACAGAGCAUGCUCAGAUAAUGCAGAAAAUCAAAAAAACUGAAACAGAGACCUCACUGCAUCCUCUACUUCAGGAGAUCUAUAAGGACAUGUAUUGAAGCCCUGAGAUAAGAGAUGCCCAGGGUGGUCUAGGCCACAUGUGAGCUAUCCAGGUACUAAAUAUCCUGGUGCUGAAGGACACAUAGUGGCUUGAAGAAGCACUGUCCACAUCCCAGUUCCGUUGACUUUACCCAGAGGCACUUGCAUUCCUCUGGAGUAGUCCAAACUUACACUUGUGCUUGUGUGCAUGCGUGUGCAUACACACACACACACACACAUUCUCUUUGUCUUUCUGUCUAUCUCUUCCCUUCUUCCCUCCCCAUCCCUUUCUGUCUGUCUCUCGGAACCAGGUUUGUAUUAUCUCACCAGCAGAAACUAGAACAGGCCUCUACUUUUUCCUCUUUGCUGGAUGAGGCCUUUCUAUUCCCUCCAUUCUACUGGGACAAAAAGGUGGAGGAGGUGCCAAGCUUCUCAGGCUCUCAUUUUCAUAGUGUAAGACGUUUGAGACAUCCCAAAGAAACACUAAGCUGGGUCUAGGCCUCCUGUCCCUCUCCCAGCCUUUAGCAGUUGACAAGAUUUCAUUCCCCUUUGAAACAUCCUCCAGCUGUCUCCAACUUUCUCUCCAGUUCUCCUGGGAAAUUGGUGGAUAAGGUUGGAAGUAGUAACCUCAAGGAAAUGGAAGGAAUAUGCAAACCAGAAAAGGGUCACCCAGCAGAACCCCUGUGGACUUCCUGGGACUUUGUGAAUAGGUCUCCUAGGGUCAGUUAUGGGCUUUGGUAGCAAACUAGAUUGAUGUCUAGCAUUUCUGUUCUUCCGUGUUGGUGUUUACUACAGCCUCUGGUGCUGACUGACAUGGGGACUCCCUCUUUGAUGUCCAAGAGACUGGAUGAGUAUCUCUGAAAGCAGCAAGCCCCGUGGUGUUUGGGGAGGUUAAAAGGAAACCCACAAUCCUUUAAGCCUUAGGGCUAAUUUCAUUUUGAAGGCCUUCUCCCUCCCUCUGGACAGUUGAUGGGAUUCAGCCAUGUCAACCUCCUGUCCCACAUUUCAUUACUAAGUCUUAGUACACACUACCCUGCCCAGAAGCCAUAACCAGUAUCUAGAUAUUUUGAACUGAGUUUGAGCUUAACCUUCCCCCUUCCUGAUAAGAUGUGGAGAAGCUGGUGCUGUUAUCCAAGUCCUAACACCCCCUACUGCACUCCCAAGAGCCACCAUGCUGGCACCAACCACAAGCACUGAAUUCACUUUAAUCACAGGUUCCAUCCCCUUUCCCUAAACAGGACAGAGCUUCAGGAGCCACAUAGGGCUCCAGGCUCCCGGGUUGUUAGAUUGGGUGAGCUGCAUUCUCUUUUCUGGAAAGGUUUUAAAUAAGAAAUUCCCAGUGAACAGGGCAUCUCUGUUGACUCAGCAGCUGCCCCAGCCUCUCCAACACCUGAUGACAGUUUAACUGAAAGAGGUGGUGACUGGGGAUGAGAGCAAAAUAUUUCAUUCUGUAUAAUCUUCUGUAGGCUAGAAUGACCUAUCCCUUUUCUUCAAAGCUUACCACUACCACCUAUCACCCAGUAGCCCAUUGCACUGCUGGGCCCUGAGGAGGUCAGACAGGCUGAUCUGGCCCAGCUCAGCAUGUAGGUGCUUCUGUGAACCACCUCCCUCAUGCCUGACAUGUCCCUCACACUCCCUACCACCAGGAGAGAGGUCCAGGCCAUUUUUUAAAUUGUAACUUCUCACCUUGGAGGUAGGCACUAAGGUCUGGGGCACAACCUAGGAAUAUUCCUAGGAAGUCAUUCCUAAGAGAAACAGCAGACUAUCCACUCCAGCUCCUUGAGGGGGAAAAUUAUUUACUCUAGGGUCAUCCUGGCAGAACUAGGACUGGAACCUAGUUCAGAGGAAUCAAAGCUGGGCUCCUACAGCCUAGCAGAUGGGUGGGAGCACUGGUGCAGGGAGCCUUUCAGGCUGCUGGCAGCCUUGGGUUAAUGGGGUGGAGCUGGGAAGAAAUGAGAAAGAAGAAAAGAAAUCCCAGCUAUUUUACCCCCUCUGCAUUCUUUAUGCUUUUUUUGGGGGGGAGGUGGGGGAGAGGAACCCAGACCACCUUAUCCCUUCUUUAUUCUGUCUUCUCCAAGUCCACCCUUGGCUUGGUAUUGAGGUCAGAAGUUCCUGAUGCAGGACCUCCACCACCCCCCCCCCCCCCCCCCCCCCCCCCCCCCCCCCCCCC